This is a messenger RNA of Hippoglossus stenolepis (Pacific halibut), 3165 nucleotides long. RefSeq names its product germ cell-specific gene 1-like protein. The transcript has 5 exons. The record is from RefSeq and is a predicted model, not a curated record. Gene Ontology annotation, cellular component: plasma membrane. Bases 271 to 1167 code for a protein of 298 amino acids. NCBI's taxonomy places the organism in Eukaryota, Metazoa, Chordata, Actinopteri, Pleuronectiformes, Pleuronectidae.
GUGACGUCCCAUCGGCUGCAGGACGCUCGUGGGACAGCGCGUGUGUACUGGUGAUGGAGAUGUGACACUUCGGCUCAGAGCGGACCUCACUGUGCGUCCUGCGCCUCCGUGGACACAUCUGGACACAUCUGGACACUGCGCGGUGCCAAAUGGAACCCGCACCUCGCCCGCUGCGUUUGGGAGAGACCCGGGGCUCGUGCGUCCUCUCCACCUCGAAUCCAUGAACUUUUUGGUCGUGCGCGCGCCGCUGCACCUUCCUCCUCGCGGACCAUGAAGUCGAGUCGCCGGUGCAGGAACCUGCUGUCAGUCAGCCUCAACUUCUUCGCCCUCUUCUUCUCCAUCACCGCCUUCAUCACCACCUACUGGUGCGUGGGCACGCAGAGGGUCCCCAAGCCCAAGUGCAGCAAGCUGCGCACGCACCAGUGCAUCGACUACGGCGUGAACGAGACGGACCCCAACAAGGUGGUGUACAGCUGGGAGACCGGGGACGACCGCUUCCUCUUCCGCCAGUUCCACACCGGCAUCUGGUUCUCCUGCGAGGAGAACAUCCACGAUGAGAGUGAGAUGUGCCGCAGUUUCAUUGAUUUGGCCCCUGCAUCAGAGAAAGGGAUGCUGUGGCUGUCGCUGGUUUCUGAGAUGCUGUACAUCAUUCUGCUGGUGGUGGGCUUCAGCCUCAUGUGUUUAGAGCUGGUCCACUCCAGCAACGUCAUCGAUGGACUCAAGCUCAAUGCCUUCGCUGCCGUCUUCACUGUCCUCUCAGGUCUUCUCGGUAUGGUGGCUCAUGUGAUGUACACACAGGUCUUUCAGGUCACCGUCAGCCUCGGUCCACCGGACUGGAGGCCCUACAACUGGGACUACGGCUGGUCCUUCUGCAUGGCCUGGGCGUCCUUCACCUGCUGUAUGGGUGCGUCAGUCACCACCCUCAACUCGUACACGAAGACCGUCAUAGAGUUCAGGCACAAACGUAAGACCUUUGAGCAAAGCAUUCGGGAGGAGCACGCAAGGGAGGCUUUCGGAUACUUCCGAGAUCACUCUGUGCACUCCAUCUCCAAAUCCAUGGAGGUUUAUCCGAGCCAGAGCCUGAAAAGUGGCAGGAAAACUCCCAUACCCGCUGACUCUCUGGACCUGAGUGACAUUGCAGCAUCUUUAGGGGAAGAACAGUGCUGAGUGUGACGGGACAGUAUAGGUGGUGGCGUUUCUCUCGGUGUGGCAGCUUGAUGGAUGGAGGCGUUGUUGUCCCACUCUGCUUUGUGUUCAGUCCGGGAUGAAGGCCUCAAGGGAUCAUCAGCUCCAUCUGAUGCAUUUCAACACUGCCUUAAUGAAACAGGUCGUAGGGAUUCAAGUCACUCAAGGUCAAAGGUGGUGAAUCCAACUGAGAACUGGCAACAUGGACAUGAUCUGAUAUCAUGGAUAAGGGUGUUUUCUCUGUUUGUGUAACUUACCACAAUGUAAAUUUAAAGUAUAACCCAAUCAUUAUCGUGAGGGUCAGUCGGAUGCUAAUCGCCUUAUUCAGUUUCAGUCGAUCAAUAAAUCAAUGCAAAUGAUUUUCUAAUCACAAAGACAUGGUGUAACUGGUGUUUAUUAAAUGUGAAAUACUUAAACUGCACAUGAUGUGCCUAGAUGCAGUAUAUACAGUGAAGGCCAGGAGUUUUUAGGCAGUUACACAUUUUUUCGUUCUUCAGGCUCUGAGCUUCAGCACAUUCAAUCUGAAAUCAAAUAAUGAACAGUUGUGCAAAGUCUCAGCUUUGAUUAGACCAGAUUCACGUCACCAUAGAACUGUGAGUGAUGAAGUCCUUUAAAGACAGAGCACCUGAGUUGGUAGAGUAAGAUGCUUGUUAGAAACUAACACUUCCUUUGAAUAUUUCUUUAGCAGCUGUCAACCUUAGUCCGUGCACAAAAAGAGCUCAUACGUGUCUGUUGAGUUUCCUGUGACUUUAAUUGAAAAUAAACUGAAUCUAUUGCCAUGCACCAUAAGGAAUGAAUGUGAUGUGAUAAAUAUGAGUCCAUUUGGCGCUUAGACUCCUCGUGAUGGAUAUGGAAAUGUAUAAUUGAGACUGGAGGUGACGGGGAGGAAGAGGGUCAAAGUGAAUCAUUGAAUCUACAGCUGAAUGCAACAGAGACGAGAGGAGAUUUUAAGUUUGACAGAAAAAAACAAACAUGAUUGGCAUGAGGCAACAUUAACUAUUAUUUAACCAACACAUGUUAAGUUUGAAGUAAAUUUGAUGUCGAAUUUUUUGGAGAAAAACAGCUAAAUUUUUACUAUGGCAUUCAUAACUUGCCCUUAUUAAAUGUUAUUUCAAAAAUCCUUAAGAGGUCACAAAGAAUAUUCACCCCACUCUUGUUCAUGGUGACUCCCACUGUCUGUAAGUCAAGUUUCAGAAGAUUUUACUGUAGAAAUAGUGUCACCAGCUGUAUGGGCAGCGUGUUCUGUAGCAUCAUCAACUCCUGUUAAGAGAAAUUCCUCUGUGACAAUGAAAUCUUGCAUGUAUGUUAAAUUUGAAUCAUUACUAUUGAAUCAUAACUAUACAAAUAGCUUACUCUGUUGGGAAAAACAAAGCCGUGAACAAUCACAAAUAAUAAUGUAUAGAAAGACAUUAACUCUGCUGAUAUCAUAAAUAAUCAUCCAAAGAUUGUCAUUUCACAUUUUUCAACUGCUUUGAACAAUUUGAGAGAUAUGUAAGUUGGGCUUUUUAUGCUUUCUAAAGAAUUUUUACUAUCUAAAAACUGAUUAAGACUUGGCUCAAAGUUAUGGAAUCAGCCAUAGACCUACAGGUGGAAGUGAAGUGUAUGGUACAUUUACCAGCCAAUACUUAAAUAGUUUAAAAAUAAAUGUUUUGCUGAAAAGGCUGAUUGGAAUAAAAACCUUCACACAGAAUGUAGAGAUGCUGUUAUAGGCAGCAAGGUGUUAUUGUCAUAAAGCAAAGUUCCUACAGUUGAACUUAUUAUCGAAAUAAUUUAUAUAAUAUAUUUAUAUUUAUCCUUUUUAUAUCUAUUCUAUUUUAAUUGUAUUCAUGUCUCCUUUACUCACUGACAGCGAGCCAGGUCAAAUCAGGAAAGGCCUGUUGUAUUAAUGAUUGCCAAGUAUUACAAAAAUACUAACUAAUGAUGUAUUUUGUUGUGAAAUGCUCUCUGAAUCAAAAUAAAAGUGUAUUUUUGGGCUAUUUA